AUGUGCCGAGCCUAUUUUGGGCUAUUUUAUGCUUUACAUAUAUCUGCAUAUUAGAUUUUUGGUGCUGGCACCUAAAUCUUUGCGUUAUUGUUUUAGGGUAAUUUAAAUGUUAUUACACCAGCAAUAUCGCCUUGAAUUAUGCUUUGUUGCUUGUUUCUGGCAUUUUGUAUUGUUUUUAUUUUGCUAUGGCUGUAUGCUAACGCAAUAAGGGUUUGAUAUUGAACUAAACAUGAGAAAAAAAUUCCUGACAGUAAGAGCUGAUCAAUAGCAGAACUGUUUCUCUUGGGAGAUUGUGGACUCUCCUUCCUCUGAGGUUUCUAUGCAGAGGUUGGGUGCCUCCACCUCUCUCGGCCGAGCAGUGGCAAGAGUCCAUGGGAUUCUAGGCAUUCACCCAGGGUCCAGGGUCCUUUGGAGAAUUCACCUAUUUACAACUUCAUGGAGGGAGUCCAGAUCUCACAGCAUGGUCAGCCUUCAGCCAGUCUAUCCAAGAUGGAUCCUCGUCUUUCUGCUUCUCUUCACCCCCCCCCCCAGCUCUGUAGUCAUCUCCGAGUGAUUUGGUCUCUCUGUGUGAGGAGGAAUUGCCUGUUGCAAGUCACUUGUGGCAAGACCCUAGAAAAACACAAUGCAGAAUGACGCUGGGGAAUUUGUGGAUCUCUAUGUUCCUCGCAAAUGCUCCACUAGCAACCAAAUAAUUGGUGCUAAAGACCAUGCUUCCAUCCAAAUAAGUAUUUCUGGCCAAUUCAAAACUUAUGCAAUUUGUGGGGCAAUUUGUAGGAUGGGAGAAUCUGAUGACUCUAUUCUGCGCCUUGCAAAGAAGGAUGGGAUAGUUUCCCAGAAUUUCCAAAGCAUGAAAAAGCAGCAUGAUCUGAAAUUUGUUAUAAAAUAAAAGAAAGAAAGAAAGAAAGAAAGAAAGAAAGAAAGAAAGAAAGAAAGAAAGAAAGAAAACUUUCGGACAGAAAGUACAAAAGUCUUUUAGAGAGGAAAACUCCUUUAUGGCUUUCCCCUAUAGAGGCAAGUCCACAAAAAGGUUUUUUAAAAUAUACAGGUGAGCUGGAGUACCUAUAAAGAUAUACUUAUCUGUAUGGGAGGUAGAUGGAAACUUUAAAAACAGGAUGAAAUACAAGACUGUAUGGCAAGCUGGUUGCAAUAUCAUCAGAUUCCUGAACAGUUUAAAAAGGAUGUGCCGACUGGUUUAAUGAACAAAAGUCUGUCUGAUUUUGAAAUGAGACUGUGGAAAAUAAUGAGAAAUUAAUUUCCAAAAUGUAUAAACUGCUGUUAGAAUAGAAAAGAAAAGAUGAAAUGGUGAAGUCAGCAAUGAUACAUUGGGCUAAAUAUUUAUAAUAUAGAGAUGACCGUAUGGGAGAGACUAUCGAAGACAGAUUUAUAAUUUACUGCGUAUUAUACAUAGAAAGAUAAUUAUAUGGAAAUGGUAGAUGGUA
Molecule: messenger RNA, 1439 nt
Organism: Zootoca vivipara (common lizard)
Lineage: Eukaryota; Metazoa; Chordata; Lepidosauria; Squamata; Lacertidae
Source: RefSeq, a predicted model, not a curated record